AGACACCAUUUUAGGACGCUUGUUAAAAAUUUUCACUGAAAAACAGAAAAACGUCUAAAAAUUGAACAAAAUUGCUGAAAAAUGGACGAAUUAACUCAACCAACGAAGAAAUUCAAGUAUCAACAAAUUUUUUUGAUGGAUUUGCCAGCUGAACUCAAAUAUCGUAUUUUGGACUUUCUUGAUGCCACAUCGUUGAAAAGAUGUCGCUUGCUGAACAAAACUUUCCUCCAAAUGAUCGACAACACCGCAAAAUACAACAAACACUGGAUUCUGGAUGUUUCUGGAUGGCCAGUCACUGCAGAUCAAGAAUUCGUUCAGCUCUACACGAAUUCCGGGAUGAAAUUCGGACGUUUCGUUGGUCACACAACUAAAUUCACAUUUAUUCCGGAUUUUUUCCAGAAAUUAGGCAAAACCGUCACAUACAUCAAAGAUUUGCCCUUUAAGUUUUUGAAUCGCGAAACGACUGAACUUUUCAUCAAAACUUUCGAUAAAGUUGAGGUCCUCAAAUUGAAAGACAAUAUUUUGUUGUGCAACAUGCGUCAAUGGCAACUGGUUUGGCCAAGUGUGAAACGUCUCACAAUUUAUUCUACAUUGAAUGACAAAGAAUACAAAGGAGACUUUUCGGAAUUUCCACACGUUCAAGAAAUCACUUUAAGAGUCAAAAAUCUCAUCACUAAGCAAGCAAAAGCUUUAUUAAAAGCGUGUCCACAGAAGAUCACAGGAAUAAAAAGUAUGAAUAUGUAUGAAAGCUUGAAAGAUUUGUAUGAGGUUCGGGAUUUGUCCUUAAAACGGCUGAAAUUGCGUCAGAACGUCGUAGAUGUGAAAUUUUUGCAACGUCAAACUGAAAUUAUCUCUUACCAUAUCUACACAGAAUCGUUUUCUGAUAUCCUGAGGCCUCUUCCGGCAUGCAUCAAUCUAGCAAAUGUGCAUUCGUUGGACGUUUCAUUGCUAAAUGGCUCAAAAUUUGACUUAAAAUGGCUUCACGACAUGCCAAACUUGAAGAAAUUCGGACUUCAGUUCAAAUAUUUUCCAGUGUCGUGUGCGGCACAAGUUUUUUGCUUUCUAAAGUCUCACGAAGCUCUUCCGAAUCAGACCGUAAAAGUGUUGGACGUCAGCAGAAUCGUCAAAACCUGCUUAAAUUGCCUGCGCAGCUUUCUCGAAUCUUUCGCCAACUUGAAAAAACUUCAAAUUCUAUAUUGGGACUCCGAUUUUUGUAACUUUUGGAAGACGAUUAAUCGAGCUCUCGAAAAAACUGGCGCUUCGGUGCAUUUAUCAACAUUCAAACUUAAUACUGACUUCUGUGAAAAUAAAAUAAAAGUUCACUACAACUAUUUUGCAGCGAUGACACCGUUCCCGAAUCUCAAGACACUUCAAUUAAUGUUUUGUCACAAGCGCCUUUCGAAGAACGCUCUCAAAACACUUUUCGAGAAAUGUCCCAAUUUACGGAAUAUAACUUUCGGAGUCGGACGUCGAUUUAAUUAUCAGUUGAGCAGUUUUCUCAUUCAUCAAUUAAAAUAUUUUACUGUUCUUAGAAUGUCCAAUUAUACGCCAGAAGAGAUAAUGCUUGAUGAACAUUGUAACGCAAUUACUGAUAUUUAUGCCAAUGCGGAGACAAUUCAAUCUUUACGGAAAACUCCCCUAAAGCUCUGGUGUUUAGGAAUGCCAUUACAAUGUUAAAUGAACGAUUUACUCGCAUUGUUCAAAAAAUUUCCAAUGUUGAAACAAGUGGAAACAAGUUGAAACAAGAAAGGGAAUUUGAAUCAAUUACUCGUGCUCAAUUUUUUGGUGAUUUGUAAGAGUCAAAAUAUUUAAUUAUUUUAUUUUCAGUAAUAAAAACUUUAAAUUUUAAGACUCAACUUUUUUUCAGCUUAAUUUUGAUAGAA
Culicoides brevitarsis is the source of this 1883-nucleotide messenger RNA. RefSeq lists its product as uncharacterized. Gene Ontology annotation, molecular function: protein binding. Bases 82 to 1677 code for a protein of 531 amino acids. The transcript is spliced from 3 exons. Lineage: Eukaryota; Metazoa; Arthropoda; Insecta; Diptera; Ceratopogonidae. The record is from RefSeq and is a predicted model, not a curated record.